AUGGCCAACUCCAACUCAUCGAGCUCUGCAUCCGACCGCUCCGCUAAUCGCGGCUCAGCCCCUGCCCCACCUAGUCUUCGAAGCAUUGCCUACGCGCUCUUCUGUCACGUCGUCGCAGCAGAGCACGAGAAGUACUACGAGUGGUUCAACGCCUGCCCUUCUGCUCCAUGGCACCUCAACGAGAGCGGACAGUGGGUCUCCACCGCCACCGAGGUCAAGAAGAAAUGGUCCGACCACUAUACCAAGAUAACCCAUGGCAGGGAACUCUGGUGGGACUGUGCUACUGACCCGGAGAUCCUCGACGCCAUUGACAAGAGUCGCCCUGUAGUCCGCCCAAGUUCCUUCUUUGACCCCUUUGGAAACGACCCCUUCCCCAACUUACCGGGAAACACGGUACCCCUCACACAUCCCGAGAUCAGCAACCUUUGGUGCGGUCAUCCUGAUCUUACUAUGACCUUGGGAUCGCGCAAAUCCCCGACUCCUGGUCUAUCUGCGGAUUGGGUCGCCCCCGGUGCUUUCACCAGUGCCGAUAUGGACGCACUCAUGGCUGAUCUUCCGUACCUGGACGGUCUUGGAAACAAGCAUGACCAUAUCACUCCGGAGUUCUUCAAAUCUAUCCUUGAUGGUCUGAACCCGUUGGAGGCCAAUGUACGAGAGCUCAUCCGUCAGGAUGAAGAAUUCCAUGCCAAGUUCACCUGA
Messenger RNA from Cyclocybe aegerita, 699 nucleotides. NCBI's taxonomy places the organism in Eukaryota, Fungi, Basidiomycota, Agaricomycetes, Agaricales, Hemipholiotaceae. The record is from the annotation of a GenBank genome assembly.